Haliotis rufescens (red abalone) is the source of this 12453-nucleotide messenger RNA. Its product is annotated as protocadherin Fat 4-like. Gene Ontology annotation, biological process: homophilic cell-cell adhesion. The transcript has 78 exons. Lineage: Eukaryota; Metazoa; Mollusca; Gastropoda; Lepetellida; Haliotidae. Gene Ontology annotation, molecular function: calcium ion binding. The record is from RefSeq and is a predicted model, not a curated record. Gene Ontology annotation, cellular component: membrane. The coding region runs from base 88 to 12315 and encodes 4075 amino acids.
UGACUAACAUACUCAGUGAAACGUGCCGGGCUUCAACGAGCAUACAAGGGUUAGUUCACGUGUCUCGAGGACACGUGUGUGGUCAACAUGGCAGACACAAUGUCCGUGUGUGGUCAACUCUGGGCCCUGACAUUCCUGACCCUCGUGCAUCAAAGUGUUCAAGUUCCCAGAUUUUUAAACGCUCCCUACUUAGCCAACAUCAGAUACGAUGUAGACGUGGGUCAUAUAGUGGCGACAGCGAGGGCGAACGACCCUGGCCUCAAGGGUUCCUUGAGAUUUGAUACCACUGGUGUCAUGCCUGCUCCUGGCUUCUUCGCUGUGAACAGCGCCACGGGUGUCAUAACGGUGGCGGCAUCUUUGAGGAGCGACACUCUCGCGUCGUAUACUCUCGGCGUUGUGGUCUACGACACGGCCGCUCCCAAGACGACGGCGUCAACUAACGUUACCAUCAACAUCAACAGGAACCCGCAGUCGCCCACCCCUGCAGCCCUGACGAUGGAGACAACGAUCCUGGAGACGAGAGCGACGGGGUCUAGCCUGCUGAUCGUGUCGGCAGUCGACCCUGACUUGACGGCUGUGCAUUUCGACCUGGUGGACACGCGGGCUGACCAGCAGAGCAGCCAGUACUUCACAGUGGACUACAACACGGGCAGUGUGAUGGUCAGAAGGUCACUCACCCUUGACCCGGCCAGACACACAACCUACAAUUUCGGAGUGAGGGUGACAGAUUCCGGCCUGCCACCCCGGUCGAGUGCCCCAGUCAGUGUGAAGGUCAACGUCGUGCGGAACAUGUUUACUCCCACCUUCAUCGGCGUGCCUUACACCGCCAACAUCAACAGAACAGCCGAACCUGGCGACGCCAUCCUCUCUCUCAUUGCUGUUGAUGCCGACGGUGUGUCCUCGUUCUCUUCGCUGCGAUAUUCCAUGUGCGGUAACAGCCAUUCCGACAUGUUUGCUGUCAACGCCGAGACUGGUGAAAUCUCGUUGGUCGGGAAUCUGAACGAGACUAAACAGUAUCGUUAUAAGUUCGGGGUGAGGGUGGAAGACGGCGGCACCCCUCCCCUCUCAGCCACCACGGGCGUGGAGGUGACAGUCGACUACAACUUGUACGACCCCACAUUCCAAACCACAUCCCACACCAGACGCAUCGUAGAGACGCUUGCCGUAGAGUCCAACGUGUUGACCUUCACAGUCACCGAUGAAGACGGAGAGCGCCCCGAGGGAGAUAUAGAGCUUACAAUCCUGGAACCCAGGGCUUCUAACUUCUUCAAGGUUGAGACACUGAAACCCUCGCUGGGCGUGAUAUCACUGAAACAGUCUCUGAUUCGCGAUGAUACGAGACGUUACGAGUUUACGGUGACGGCUGUUGACAAGGGUACACCGGCGAGAACUGCGACCACAUCUGCGACCUUUGUUAUAGAUGUGACACGGAACGAGCAUGCACCGCAGUUCCUGGGACAGCCAUACCAAGCUGCGAUGUCUGUGACGGCCAAGCCGGGUACGAUGGUCUUUAGUGUCCGUGCCGCGGAUGCUGACACACAGGCACCUUUCAACAACAUCAGCUUUUCUCUGAUCGGUGAUGCACGUGGCCCCAGUUUCUUCAGAGUGAAUACUAAUACCGGUGUAAUAACGGUGACAGAGACGUCAUUGAUAUCAACAGACCAAGCGCCGUCGUAUACGCUCCGUGUAUUAGCCGAGGAUGGAGGAACCCCAGCAUUGAGUGCCACAACCACUGUUCUCAUCGCUGUGGACCGGAAUCUGUAUUCACCGGUGUUAGCAUCCCGAUCCUUCAAUGCCAGUAUACUCUCCAGCCAUCCUGUCGGGUACCCAUCCUUCCUGAAGCUGACGGCAGUUGACGGAGAUAUUGCUGAGCCAUACAAUGUUGUCCGAUAUUCGAUCACGGGAGACGUGAAGUUUAAGGAAUAUUUCAUCAUCAACAUGGACGAUGGUCAGAUCUCCGUGAAGAAAGACAUACAGACGGAUCCCAGUCAGACACGCCAGUACAAUGGAGGGAUCCAAGUCUGUGAUGCCGCCUCCAACCCACGCUGUACCUUCGUCGCCGUCGUCGUCAACAUUGUACGCAAUGACAAUGCCCCCUCCUUCAUCAACAUUGACGACUACACUGUCAGCAUCAAUUCAACGCAGAUGGAGAUUGGAUAUUCGGUUCUGAAGAUAGCUGCUGUGGACAGGGAUACGGACAUUACUGACAACACCGUGAACUACAAACUCUUCAACAUAGACGACACAGUGGACUAUUUCCAUAUCGACUCGAGCACUGGUAACGUCACGAUCAAGGCAGUGCCUCCUGUCACAACGGAUAGGACGUUUGAGCUCUGGGUUGAGGCUUGUGACACAGGCAAGUUCUGCAACAGAACAGUUGCAAGGGUAACGGUGCUGACCAACUUCUACGCCCCUGUGUUUUCUUCAACACAAUAUACGACCACCGUUUCUGAGACAGUUGGAUAUAAUGUUCCCAUAAUAGCAGUGACAGCGACGGACGCCGAUAUAACGGACCCCAACAACCGAGUCAGGUAUAAACUGACCUUCCAGCUGGCGGAGUGUUUCUCUGUUGAUGAACUGACAGGAGAGAUAUCAAUUCAAAAAUCUCUGUUGGAUGCUUUCUGCAGUGAGGAUUCCUACUUGGCUCAGAUAACGGCUGUUGAUGGUGGAGCGGUUCAGCGGUCCAGUACCGUCGAUGUGUUCCUCACCGUCAGACGGAACAAACAUGCUCCGGUGUUCACCGCGAACCCUUUCCUUGCUACUAUCCAGGGAGGAGCUCCGGCUGGCACACGAGUGCUCAGCGUCUUAGCCACCGAUAAUGACGUUGUUGCUCCGUUUAACGUGCUGACAUUCUCUACGUUUGGGCAAGACGAUACCCAUUUCGACAUCAACCCCAAUACUGGUGUUCUGACGGUCAAGCCAUCUCUACAGACUGAUCGGCGUGAACAGUACACGUUCUUCGUGAUGGUGAAGGAUGGAGGUAGUCCGCCCCUCUCUGCAACAACGGAAGUUGGGGUUUCAAUACAAAGAAACCUCAACCCGCCCAUUUUCUCUCCUCUUGUCUACUCUGUGGCCAUUCUGUCCACACAGACACUGAACACACCCAUCGCCAUCGUCUUAGCUACAGAUGCUGACGUGUCGGCUCCAAACAAUUUUGUGACCUUCAACGUCGCUGGCUCCGGGGGAUUUGGCAACUUCUUCGCCAUCGAUCGGACUGGGCGAGUGCUUGUGACGAGGGACCUCAGAGAAGAUGCUGAUAAACAAACGGUAUACAAUGGAGUUGUCAAUGCGUGCGAUGGCGGCGCAAGUCCACUAUGCUCACCAAGUGCAGCAAUUAUCACCAUCAGCGUAACCCGCAACAACUUCGCUCCCUCCUUCGUUGACGACGACAUAACUCAAAAUGUGACGUCAAGAGCACCACUCAACACUAUCGUAAUGCAAGUUGUUGCAACAGAUCGGGAUCCGCCUAGCACCCCCUUUGGACAAGUCAGAUACAAGCUGCUCAACAAAGAUGAUACACAAGACUUCUUCACAGUCGACAGCAAUAGUGGGGACGUGAGGAUCAGUCGUCCGCUGUUUAAUUCACAGAAACCGUCUUUCGAGCUGUUGGUGGAAGCAUGUGAUCUGGACCGACUGUGCAACACAACAUUGGCGACGGUCCAUGUCAUGAGAAAUCUUUUCGCUCCCGAAAUGAUAACGCAGGACUCCUUCGACACCAUACCUGAAACAUGGGCCAUUGGCAGGACCCUGCUGACGGCGACUGCUAUCGACAGAGACGUCGCCGCUCCCAACAACGUUGUGAUGUACUCGAUUUCUGGCAGUGAGGACGCGAUGAACUGUUUCACUAUCAACCCCCAUAGAGGACACGUGACCCUUCAACGUUCCCUCAUGGAAGAUCCAUGCAAUCUGACAAACUAUGUGGUUCAAGUCCGGGCGAUGGACGGAGGGAAUCCUUCUCGUUCAGCAACAACAGAAGUGACAGCUUACAUCAGCAUCAUCCGGAACCGGUAUACCCCCCAGUUCAUCAACAACACGGACUCCAUCUCAGUCAUGGGAAACGUCAGCACGGGGGUGAUCGUAUACACGGUAACGGCAACAGACAACGAUGCACUUGUCUUUGGAGAUGUUAGCUUCGAGCUGACUGGGGACACGGAGACCCUAAACUUCUUCAGGAUGGAUCCUGACACGGGAGACAUUGUCACUAUCGCUAACCUGACCGAUACCAGAAAGUCUGUCCUGUCUGCAAGAGUUGUUGCCCGUGAUGAAGGAACACCUCCACGUGAAAACAUCACCGUUGUUAACAUCAACAUCACCAACAACCACUACGACCCAGUGUUCACAAUGUCUUCAUACGUCAUUACUAUACCAGAGUCAACGUCCCGCGGCACCGUGCUUACCACCGUCAGCGCUGUCGACCUGGACACGGUAUGGGACAACGGUGAUGUGGAAUACUUGCUCAAAGACUCCGAAAGCUCCAACAAUGACUUCUGUGCCAUAGACAGAGAGACAGGCGAGGUUUACCUCUUGAAGGAUCUUUCCGACACAACAACGUUCACUUGUCAGAUAGAAGCACGUGACAAGGCACCUAAGCCUCGAUCUGAUACUGCUCUGGUUAACGUCCUUGUUCUGCCCACGCAACAGUUGACCUUCGCAAGGUCAGAUAUCAGCGUAACGAUCACCGACAAACAAGAUGUCGGCAGGACUGUCACACAGGUUCAGGUUGAACAAGCGGUAACAGUCGGAUAUUCCUUAAUUGGCACCGACCGUGCACCGAUAUUCUUUGACGUCAACAUCACAACAGGGGCGAUAUAUGUAUCAACACAAUUAACGUCCGACCCCGAUAAAUUAACGUCCUACCAGUUGUUGGUUGAAGCUAAAGGUUUGGAUGGCUUGUCGUCAGCAACAACGUCUGUGAAUGUCACCGUUGUACGACAGAACAACGACCCGGUGUUUUCCCCCAGUCGCUACACGGUCAAUGUGUAUGAGGAUCAGACGCCAGGCACCAGUCUCAUAUCUACCACUGCCGUGGAUAGGGAGGGGGAUAUGAUCCUGUACAACAUCAGUGGGCCUGGCAGCGAUCUGUUCCUCAUGCAUCCCCUCACAGGAGAAGUGUUCCUGAUGACAAGUCUGGGAGAGGAAUCAAGUAAUACAUACCAGUUGAAUCUCCACGCCCGCGGUGUCGGUAGUCAAGAACCAGAGCCGAUGGGGACUCUCACUAUCAAUGUCAUUCGAGACAUCGGUGUACCUUACUUCGAGGGAACUCCCUACAUGGCAACCCUGAACUUCUCAGCAUCAAAGGGCGACAGCGUCAUGCGCGUGGUCGCACUGGACUUCGACUUAAACGGAGAUUUAAAAUACGAUAUUGGCGGACAGUACUUCAAGGACAAGUUUGGUAUUAACAAUGACACAGGGGAGAUCACCGUGACCGGGAGACUGCCGCGUGACACAGAGAGGUACACGUUGAUUGUGAACGCAUAUGACAGCCGCUUCCCACAAAACAAAGCAACAACCAGUGUCGUGAUCAGUGUGAACGUCAACCCCAACCCGCCGGUCUGUCAACCUCGCCCCAUCAGUACCACCGUAACCGGAGAUACCGCCCCCGGUGACGUCAUAGCUGAUGCCAAUGCAACGGAUGCUGAUGGGGAUGACCUCACUUACGCCUUUGCCAACAUUGACAGUGAAGACAGAAGUCAGUUUUUUCUGGAAUCGACGAGUGGGAAACUUUUCCUCAGGCGUGCCUUUACAAAUAUCAGGGCUACUUACACAUUCUCUGUCCGUGCGGCUGACCAGUACAGCCGGUCGUGUGUCAUAUUCGUGUCCAUUUCUGUCUUGUCCGACACGCCGCCAUUGUUCAUCGGAGACCCUUACACAGUUACCGUGUUAGAAAAUAGCCCACCAGGGUCUUCUGUUGUCAUGGUCACUGCGCAAGACAGCGACUUGAGGGGCUCUCUUGCUUACGAGAUCAGCGGAAAACUCAGUGCACCAGCCUACUUCGACGUGGGCAGAAAUACAGGCAUGGUCACACUGAACUCCUCCUUGAUUAAUUCUUGUGUGUCGAGAUACACGAUCCAGGUGUCAGUGUUCGACACGGCAGCCCCCACGGCGGUCACUAUGGGGACAGUGCAGGUCAACGUCAUCAGAAACCCCAAUGGUCCAGUCUGGGCGUCUUCUACAUACAGUGUAACCAUUACGGACAGCACCGCUGCCGGCACCGACAUCUUGAACACCACGGCCGUGGACAGCGACGGCGACAGCAUAAGGUAUGAAUUUGGCAGAGGAUCGAACACAGACCUUUUCCGAAUCGACGUGGACACCGGCACCAUUAGCCUUCGGACUUCCCUGACCGCUGACACAACCGGACGUCAGGUUUAUUUGCUUCCACUAAUUGCCCGAGACCAGAGAGAUGUUGAGAAAAGGGCGAUCGCCACUGCCACCAUAAAUGUCCGACGGGACACCCAGUCCCCUAGAUUCACAAACACCCAGUAUAGAGUGACUGUGUUAGAAUCGUCACCAGUUAACAGCAGUCUCAUCAUUGUUUCUGCAGCCGACAACGAUUUACAGGGUAGAAUACAGUAUGAGCUGACGGGCGACGAGGCGGCGACGCUGUUCUUCCGUGUCUCAGCUGAUACUGGUCAGAUUGUUCUCAGGAGAGAUCUCAAGAUGGAUAGCUCCAUCUCAUAUACAAUUAGGAUCAAAGCAUACGAUUCGGCCUAUCCUGCCAAUGCUGCAACAACAACGGUGUCAGUCUCAGUAGUACGGAAUGCCAACACGCCCAUCUCGUCCCAGCCCUUCUACACCACCAGCAUCCCGGAGAACACCCCGCCUGGGACAUCCCUGCUCACCGUUAACGGCACUGAUGUGGACGGGGAUACCAUAUCGUACGAGAUAGUCCGAGGUGACAAUGUAACUCAAGAGUUCUUCAAAAUAGACGACAGGACAGGAGUCUUGACAGUGGGGAGCGAUCUCACGUCAUCGUUGGUCCCCUCUACGGUGAUGGUUAGGAUGUCUGACAACGGAGUGCCACAGAAAUACACGGAUGUUUCUGUGAGGGUGCUGUUACGCAGAGACUCAUCUUCCCCACGCUUCAUCAACGCGCCUUUCUCCACCAACCUCCUGGACACUGUCGCCGUCAACACCACCGUCAUGACCGUCACUGCGAUCGACGACGAUCUCUUGGGAGCUAUGAAAUACAAAAUAAAUGAAGACAGUUUAGCAAAGGCCUAUUUUGGGAUCGACGCUGACACUGGAAGGGUGUUCACCAGGAGACGCCUAACACUCACCAAUGUGGAGAGGUUUGAUGUGGAGGUGACGGCAUAUGACUCGACGUACCCGGGAAAUACUGCGACUACAGUGGCCGCUGUCAGAAUCUCCAAUACCCAGGCCAAUGACAACACUAACGCCCCCGUCUUCAGCCUUUCCGACUACGCGGUCACCGUGUACGAGUACGUUGACUGUGGCUUUUCCAUCCUCCGUGUCACCGCCUCGGACGCUGACGGGGACGCCGUUCAGUACCAGAUCAUCCGCAGCCCCGGCGACCCGUCCUUGGUCAACAUCGACCCAGUCAGCGGCGACAUCUAUGUUCGACAGUCACUCGCCACGUAUCAAGACAACACAUAUAUUUUCACGGUCGAAGCGAGCGACCAAAGGCGCGUGGCGAGGACAUCCAGGGUGGUUGUCAACGUCACUAUUGAACGGGAUGUACCCAUUGUCAUAGUAAACCUGCCCUCGACUGUCACGGUCAACGAAAGCACGGCAGUCGGGGAGGUUGUCUUCACCGUGCAAGCCAUCGAUCCAAAUCGUGUGGGAUCUGUACAGUAUGAAGUAGUGGGUGGCAUCAUCGCCGUGCAGUACUUCAACAUCUCCGACACCGGCAACGUGAUGGUUUCAGCGUCUCUCCGCGACAUCAAAACACAGACGCUUACGCUUCAAAUAAAAGCAUGGAAGACCAACAGCUCCGCCACUGUGCCGAAAGUGCAGGGGACACUGAACAUCAACGUCAGGAUCAACGGCAACGCCCCUCGUUUCAUCAGUGCCCCCUACGACGUCACCAUUUCUCCUGACCGGCAGAUUGGGGAGGAGAUCAUUGCGGUCUCCACCUUUGACUGGGACAGGGAGGACAACGUUACAUACAGCAUAGACGGCGGGAGCGAUUACCUCUACAUCCACCCUGUAACCGGCUCUGUGAUACUGACGAAAUCUCUCAGGAACGUAAACAUUUCACAAAUCGUGACCACUGUGAAAGCCGUAGAUCGGAUGCUGUUUCCAAGGAUGGCGACUGCAGUAUUGACAGUGAACAUUCGGUCGGAUGUAAUUUACCCGGAGUUUGGCUCCACGCCUUAUAACAUAUCUAUACCGGACACCCUGGCCGUACAGUCCUCAGUGUUCACUGUAUAUGCGAUAGACAACGAUCUGAGGGGACAACUCAUGUAUCAAGUGACCGGAGUAUAUCCGUCGCCGUACUUCUUCAGCCUCAGCCCCUUCGGUCGUAUUACCUUGAUAAGACCAUUGGCAAUGGACACCCUCGCCUCCAGUCGAUACGACUUGAGAAUUGUUGCCUUCGAUGCCACGGCGCCCGACACGCGGGGAACUGUGACAGUCACCAUCAACGUGGCCCGGAACCCCAAUGGUCCUUUGGCGACUCAAGCUCUGUACAGUGUCAACGUUUCCGAGGUGGCCAGUCUGGACACUGUGCUGUUUACAAUAGUCGCGACAGACUUGGACGGGGACGAUCUGACAUACCGGCUCAGUGACGGCGAAAGCUACUUCAGCAUUAACGAUACGGGCGACAUCUCCGCUACAAGGAGCCUACUUGGACUCGGCGGCAAAAGAUUUUUCUACACUGUGACCAUCACAGACAGCGGUCGGCCCUCCAAGACAACAGAGGUGGGACUGGCGGUCUCUGUGAUGUCAGGCAAACCCAUCUUCUCAGCGAGUCAAUAUGACGUCACUAUCAGAGACGACGCGCUUGCAGGGACGCCAGUGACGAACGUAACUGCUGUAACCCCUCUGCAGGGACGAGUCACGUACGAUGUGGAAGGGUAUGGACUGGCGCCGGUGUUCUUUGAUGUGGACAAGGUCACGGGGUCAGUGACCGUCACCCGUGACCUGAAGCAAGGAACAGAUCGCCAGUAUACGCUGAGAGUCCUUGCAUACGACGACGGCUACCCCAACUACUACAGCACCGCCAACGUGACCAUCAGCGUCGUGAGGAACGUCAACUCCCCACUCUUCGUCAGCGCAAGCUACAAAGCUAGCAUAGAAGACGGUAUGGAGCUUGGCGCUGUGGUGACGUCAUCAAUAUCUGCCACAGAUGCUGAUGGGGACACCGUGACGUACUCCAUUGUCAGCACUGACCAGUGCAGCACACUUCUGGCUAUAGACGCAUCCUCGGGCGUCAUCCGACUGCGUCGUCUACCUUCAACAAGCUUCACCAAUCUCAGUUGCCGUAUCCAAGCAACAGAUAACAGCUACUACCUUGCGAAGACUGCCAGCGUGGUGAUGGAGGUUUCGGUGAAUCAAGGACAGUACCCAGUCUUUGACGCGAGGACCUACGUAACCACUUUAACAGAGCAGGCGCCUGUGACGUCUGUUGUGUUUACAAUCAAAGCAAGUAAACCUAACCUAGCGGGUACGAUGAUGUACGAGCUGAUCGGUGUCUACCCAGCUCCCAACUUCUUCUUCGUCAACAUAACCACCGGAGACGUCAGCAUCAGGACCGACUUGCAGACUGAUGCAGCAGCAACACCCCAGUACAAUCUGAAACUGGUGGCCUACGACUCCAGCAACCCGUCACGUCGGGCUACAGUCGACGGCACCGUGGUGGUCACGCGCAAUGUCUACGGUCCGGAAUUCGCGUCGACUGUAGUGCAGACCAAAGUUGACUUCGACGUCGACAUUGAAACGUGGUGUUUCCCCGUCACCGUCGCCGAUAGGGACAACGAUGUCGUCACGUGUACAUUCAGCGAUCUGACAGCAGUUUACGCCGACUUCUUCACCAUAGAUCCCCGGACCUGUGUGGUGACGCUGAAUCAAUCAUUGACAGCGGACAACGCCACCACGAACAGGUUCAGGAUGAACAUAAUGGCCACUGAUGACGGACGUCCGCCCAGGGUGGCCACCAUGGUGUUAAUUGUCAAUGUUGCCCGUGAUGGUUUUAUGCCAAGCAUUGUCAACCUGCCCACGUCCGUCAAUAAACGGGACACUGAUGCCGUGGGGAGUCCAGUAUACACAGUGUCCGUCUCCGACCCUGAUGUGCAGGGUGAUCGAAAAUGUGACAUCAUCGGCGACGGAUUGGCCACGGCCCUGUUUCAAAUCGACAACCUCAAUCGAAUAACACUGAGGACAUCGUUGACCGUCGACAGCCGCAGUUCCAUAUCCUAUGUUGUCCGAGUUCGCUGCUAUGAUACAGCAUGGCCGACACACACUGUCGAUGGUGAGUUGACGGUGAGUGUCAGCCGGACAAGCACGACGCCAUCCGAUUGUAACGCGACGACAAACAAUAAUGCACCAGUGUUCUCCGUACCAACGUACGUUGCCAGAGUGUCCAGGUCAGCCAGCCCAGGGGAGGUGAUCAUUGGUAUCAGCGCCACUGAUUCAGAUGGGGAUGUUAUUCGUUACUCUGUUCUGACGUCAUCGAUCGGAGCUUUGAGUUAUUUCUACUUGGACCCUGUGACUGGUCAGAUCAUCACGCGUAACUCCAAGCUGGCUGAGGAUACGAAUCAGAACGAUGUCUCCUAUAAUCUGAGGGUUGCCGCUACCGACCCGUACGGUGGUCAGUCCACCACUACAGUGUACAUCACCGUCCAGCCUCUGCAGCUACCGGUCUUCUCCCAGGGAUCCUACAUGGUCACUGUGCCGGCUGCAGUAGCCCCAGGGCAGACAAUUACUACGAUCGCCGCUAGAAAGGCUGACCUGAAGGGAAUCUUACUGUACAAGUUAACGGGAGUCUUCCCAUCUAUAGAUUAUUUCAUUCUCAAUGAAGUCACUGGGGAGCUCUCUGUCAACAAAACUCUACUCUCGGACGAUACAUUAAUCACGCGCCAUAAGCUUAUAGUGGUUGCCUAUGAUACCGGGGAACUUAGCUCCGAGGCAGCAACGGAAGUGAUAAUCACAGUGGUGGCAACGAACCCAACUAGCCCCAUCUUCUCCCAACCUGACUACAAUGUGACAUUAUCCCAGCUUUUACCCAUUGGCGGAAAAGUCUACACCCUCACUGCCCUGGACCAGGAUGGGGACAAUGUGACCUACAGUGACCGCGGGACUAAUCUGACCCGGAAGUAUUUCUUUGUGAACCCGAGGAAUGGCGAUAUCACUCUCAUCAACGACUUGACAGCAUCUACAGAGUCUAGAUUCAGUUUUGUUGUUGCUGCUACCGAUGAUGGAUAUCCACGAAAAUCUUCACAAGCUUUAGUGACCAUCUCCAUACAAACCCAGGAUAAGAGGCCGUCAUUUGAAUAUUCCACAUGUAAUAAAGACUCCUCAGGAAAGUGUGUCAACCCUACCUACUCAGCCACCAUAACUUCAGGAACUACGGGUGGACUGACAGUGUAUCCCAGCCCCGGGGUCAACCCCCCUGCCCCCACCGACAUCCUCGCCAGGGACACUGAUGGUGGCAAACGUAUUGUGUACACGGUGGAGCAGACUGAUCCGGCUGGCUAUGCAAUUUUCUUCAACGUGACCUCCUCCGUGGUGACCUCGACCUCUGACCUCUACAGAGCAACCUUGACCCAAAUCAUUCCAAUCAACAGACGCAAUGUCAGAGACCUGACACUCGUCCUCACGGCCAGGGAAAGAUCGUCAGUUGGAAUGUCUGCAAUAGCCCUCGUCUAUGUGACGAUUGGAUCAUCCAAUGACAAUCCUCCUAUCAUUGGAAGUUCAACCAAUAGUUUCACAGGAUACAUCAGGGAAGACGCGGAAACCUCUUUCUUCGUGAAAGACAGCCCUCUUCAAAACGCGAUGAGAUUGACAUACAGUGACCAGGAUGUUGUGCUCGGUGACCCUGUGCAGAACUACGUGAGUUCAGUGCAGGGCACAGACAGCUUCAGUGUGGAUCCAGAUGGUUACAUCCGACUGGCCAGGACACUAGACUACGACACCAAGAACAGAUAUACCUUCCAGGUGACGGUUAGUGAGAGAGACACGGCCCUCAGGCGGUCUGCCACGGUGUCCCUGACAGUCAGUGUCAUCAAGACCCCGCCCCCCGCGAGCACGUGUGACUGUAACAAACCCACGAGUGGAACGUGGGCGUGUACCGCUAGUAGGCUGGCCCGAUAUCUACCUACCAUACUACUCGUUUUAUUCAUGAAGUAUAUAUAAAUAUCAGUAAUAUUUUAGACUGUGUUAUAAGAAUCUGCCGUCCUUGCCGUCGAGUAAUUAUAUCACAUGAUGUAAAUACAUGUAGUUACGUUGGUGGAACAGCCACCGUUAGUGCAUUCCAUUUAAAUACAGGCAGAG